CUGUUUUCGUUACCUCCAAUCUUAAUUCCCAUUAACAGGAGUCCCGUCAGUAGCAACAAAACAGAUCCGGAGACAGGAAAGAAAAUUACCCGUACCCGGCGUCUUUCAUGGCCGAAAGAUAAGAUUGCUGACGACUGGUCCCUCUAUCACCAAUUCGCCUCCACGCCUGCAAAUAUUCGUCUCGGUACCACAAGCUUCCUUGCCAAGGCAGCUGUCAGUUUGCUCCUGCACGGCUCAAUAAAUCUUCGCGAGGUCAGUAAGGACACCUGCUGCCUCUCCUAG
Molecule: messenger RNA, 282 nt
Organism: Dibothriocephalus latus
Lineage: Eukaryota; Metazoa; Platyhelminthes; Cestoda; Diphyllobothriidea; Diphyllobothriidae
Source: the annotation of a GenBank genome assembly